Paramecium sonneborni is the source of this 945-nucleotide messenger RNA. Lineage: Eukaryota; Ciliophora; Oligohymenophorea; Peniculida; Parameciidae. The record is from the annotation of a GenBank genome assembly.
AUGAGUCAAGUUUUUUAAAGGAUCAAAAAUAAAUGUACUUUUGGUACUAAAAGAGCAGAGAAAUUGAUUGAAAAAGAGGUAUAAAAUAAAUAGGUAACUUAAUAUUGCCUAAUGGAUAACUAAUUAGGACUUUUAAAUAAAGAUUACAUUUUUGUAUACAAUACAGAUAUUGGUAAUCUAAGUUUUAUACUAAGAUAAAAGUUAUUUACAAAAUACUCAAAAAUAAUUAUUUAUCAUUUUAGGUUUAUCAAAUUUCAAAAUGUACAUUUGCUUCUUUUUGUUUGUACUGAUAGAAUCGUAGUGUUUUAUAAAAAUCGACUAAUUUUUAAGUAAAAAAUAAAUGAACCAUUGUACAGAUAUGACAAUUUCUAUUAUGACAAAUAUGAAAAUUAUUUCAUAAUUUAAGGGAGAACAAUGGCAGAUAAUUUUAGUUUAUUUAUAGUAAGUAAACUUUUUUAGAAACAUGCAAGUCGAUAUUGUUUAACUCCAAAUUAUCUUCGAUUAGCAUUAGAUUAUAAUUCAAUAUUCUAUGAAACAAAAACAAUCUUUAAAUAAUUAGGAUAGAAUUAUUUGACAAUAGAUUCAAUAUGUAUGCUUCCUUAACAUAAGUUAUUUUUAUAUAAUAAAUAAGAAAAAGAAUUAUAUUUAUGUGAUUUGAAUAAACUUUAUUUAGCAUAUCCAACAUUUGCAUAUUUAGAUGAAUAUGAACAUAGUAUAUUUAAAAUUGAUAAGACAUAAAAUUGUUUACCAUUUUAAUAUAUAAUUGGUGUUUAUAAUAAGGUUUAUGCUGAAAAAAUUGAAUAUCAUAGAAACUAUUUAUUAUUAGUAUAAGAGAAAGAUCCUAUAUCAGAAAUAGUAUGGAAAGAGUAAUACUGUUUAGAGGAAGAAGGAACCUUGAGUUACAUGACAAAAAAUGGAAAAAGAUAUAGAGGAAGAGAUGUGUGA